AUGCUGUAUGCCGAUUACUUUACAGAUGAACCGUUGCACCUUGAGGCAGUAUUCAGGCGCCGGUUCGGGAUGAGACGGGAUCUCUUUCUGAAGAUUAUGUAUGCCAUCCGGAACUUGGACCUCUACUUCCGAUGCAAACCGGACUGCACCGACAUGAUUGGGUUUUCCUCGCUACAGAAGUGCACAGUUGCUAUGAGACUGCUUGCAUGUGGAGCUCCAGGUGGCAAUGCCGAUGACUAUCUGUGCAUGGCCGAGAGCACCGUCAUUGAUUGCUUAUAUAAAUUUUGCAGGACAAUCAUAGCAGUGUUCGGGGAACUAUACUUGAUAUCGCCCACUACUCAAGAUACUGAGCGGAUACUUGCAAUCAAGGCAGCAAGUGGAUUUCCUGUGAUCCUUGGAAACUCAAACAACAACAUCAACAUCUUGCAGUGCUCGCCUGUCUUUGCGAAGCUUGUUGAGGGCCAUGCUCCCUCAGUGAACUAUGAGGUUAGUGUGCGCCACUAUAAUAAAGGAUACUACCUUGCAGAUGGCAUCUAUCCUACAUGGUCAACAUUUGUGAAGAUGAUUUUAAGCCCGAAGUUGCCAAAAGAAGUGCGGUUUGCCAAGGAGCAAGAAGCUGCCAGGAAGGACGUCAAGCGAGUCAGCCGCUCCUUCUCCGCCUUGGUUUGCCAAUCACCGGCGCGGGUAGCAGCUGUGCUCCAUCGCACCAUCGACAUCGUCUCCGUCUACAACACCAUGGCCUGCACCUCGAGCUCCUCCACCGCCUGA
Lolium perenne is the source of this 768-nucleotide messenger RNA. RefSeq lists its product as uncharacterized. Lineage: Eukaryota; Viridiplantae; Streptophyta; Magnoliopsida; Poales; Poaceae. The record is from RefSeq and is a predicted model, not a curated record.